This is a messenger RNA of Zophobas morio, 637 nucleotides long. RefSeq lists its product as uncharacterized. The transcript has 4 exons. NCBI's taxonomy places the organism in Eukaryota, Metazoa, Arthropoda, Insecta, Coleoptera, Tenebrionidae. The record is from RefSeq and is a predicted model, not a curated record. Bases 99 to 575 code for a protein of 158 amino acids.
UGGUAUCUAUAAAUAGUGCUGCUAAUGAUAAGAUUUUGUCCCGUAAAAAAAGAUAUCUUGUUUUCCCAGAGGGAUCGAGUUUAUCUAUAGCAAUAUGCAUGACUGCUCAAAUGGGGAUAACGCCAGGUGAAAUAUUCACGGAAGGCAUAAACUGGGGCAUUUCGUAUGAGCUUCCGAACGACACGAAAACGUUUAAAGAGUUUCUAGAUAAACCGAAAGAAGUCGUACAGAGGCGGCAUAGGAGAGAUCUUUACGAUAAAAUUGAAAAUAUCAUUAAAUCAAUGGGUUACAAUGGGCGUAACUGCGUCCUGAGGGCUUUAUGCGAAGCCUCCCGUCAUUUGAAACCCAAAGGGGAGAGUCUGGUAGACGAGAUCCUUCGAAUCGUAUUCAGAUAUCCGAAGAAGUAUAAUAUGGGGAAAGAAGAGGAAAAACAUUAUCAGUAUUAUCGAGCAUCACAGAACGGAAUCGAAUUUAACGGAGAAGAAUGUUUCGAAAUGUUUCCGGGGUGUCCUUUUUCAUUGAUUGAUCUGGCUCUCGGCUAUUAUUCCGCUUUCGGAUAUUAUCCUGAUACAUAAAAACCUCUUUCAGAAACACAAUAUAAGAAAAUUAGCAAAUAAAGCUGAGUUGUUUGUAUUGA